AUGAACUCAUCUAGUAUUCACUCAUCUUGCAAAUUAGGCAGACAGUUUCAUCUGAACGCUCUGCACAUGCCUGGUGAUGUGAUUCUGGGUGGACUGUUUGAAGUUCACUUCACCUCAGUCUUCCCUGAGCUAAUCUUUACCUCUGAGCCAACUAAGAUCAGCUGUCAAGGGUUUGACCCUUCGGGCUUCAGACAUGCCAUGACCAUGGCCUUUGCUAUCUAUGAGGUCAAUGAAAAUCCCAACUUGCUCCCCAAUUUGACUUUGGGGUACAGUCUUUACGACAACUGUGCUACACUUGUGAUUGGAUUUAGUGCUGCUAUGUCACUCUUCAAUGGCCAAGAUGAGGAAUUCAUGCCUGAGGAAAACUGUUCAGGAAGACCUCCAGUUCUGGGAAUAGUGGGCGACUCUUUCUCCACCUUUACUAUUGCAACUUCUGAUGUGAUAAGUUUAUUCAGACUUCCAAUUGUAAGUUACUAUGCUACAUGUUUAUGCCUCAGUGAUCGCAAGAGAUUUCCAUCUUUCUUCAGAACAAUACCAAGCGAUGCAUUCCAGGUUCAUGCCAUGUUACAGAUUUUGAAGCGUUUUGGCUGGACAUGGGUGGGGCUGUUGGUCAGUGAUGAUGAUUAUGGACACUAUGUAGCCCAGUCCUUCCAGUCUGAGUUGCAUUAUUCUAUUGGAGGUUGUUUGGCUUAUUUGGAGACGCUGCCCUGGGGAGAUAAUCCAGUCGAGCUGAGGAGGAUUGUGGGAUUGAUGAAGAAAUCAACAGCUCGGGUUGUUAUUGUUUUUGCUCAUCAAAUACAUAUGAUUCAACUUAUGGAAGAGGUGGUAAAUCAGAAUGUGACAGGUCUACAGUGGAUGGCCAGUGAAGCCUGGACAUCAGCAAAUGUUCUUCAAACACCUCGAUUCAUGCCAUACCUCGGUGGUACGUUGGGUAUCGCCAUCCGUAGAGGAGAAAUUCCUGGGCUUAGAGAUUUUCUUCUGAGAAUACGUCCACAUGACAAAAUUGACGACGAAAAUAGCAUGGUUAAGCAGUUCUGGGAGCACACAUUUCAGUGCCGAUUUGCACCACCUCCAGUAGAAUGGAUGGAAGCUGGUGGGGCCUUGUGCAGUGGAGAAGAAGAUCUACAGACUGUAGAGACUACAUUUCUGGAUGUCUCUAACCUCAGACCUGAGUACAACAUUUACAAAGCUGUGUAUGCUCUGGUGUACGCUCUUGAUCAGAUGCUACGGUGUGAACCAGGAAGAGGACCUUUUAGUGAGCACAGCUGUGCAUCUUUGCAACAAUUGGAGCCUUGGCAGCUUAUGCAUUACUUGGAAAAGGUCAACUUUACGACAUCUUUUGGUGACGAAGUGUCCUUUGACAAAAAUGGUGACGCUUUACCAAUAUAUGAUGUCAUGAACUGGGUUUGGCUUCCUGGAGGAAAAACAGAAGUUCAGAAUGUAGGUGUUGUCAAAAAGACACCCAUGAAGGCUGAGGAACUUAUGAUCAACGAAGAUAAGAUCUUCUGGAACUUUGAUACGGUGCCACGGUCAGUGUGCAGUGAGAGCUGCCCUCCAGGUACCCGGAUAGUGAGAAGGAAGGGACAACCUCUGUGUUGUUUUGAUUGUGUCCCAUGUUCUGAAGGAAAAAUCACCAAUCAAACAGACUCUAUUGAGUGCCUCAGUUGUCCAGAAGACUUCUGGUCCAGCAAACAAAAUGACCACUGUGUUCCGAAGGAAAUAGAGUUUCUCUCCUACGACGACCCUCUUGGUAUAUGCUUGACAACCGCUUCGUUGCUGGGUACAUUCAUCUGCAGCAUUGUUUUUGCCAUCUUCAUCUAUCACCGCAGCACACCUGUAGUGCGGGCAAACAAUUCUGAACUGAGCUACCUCAUUUUGGUGUCACUUAAGUUGUGUUUUCUCUGUUCCCUACUGUUCAUCGGACAACCUCAACUGUGGACGUGCCAACUGAGACAUGCUGUGUUUGGGAUCAGCUUUGUGCUUUGUGUUUCAUGUAUUCUAGUUAAAACCAUGGUGGUUCUAGCUGUGUUCAGAUCUUCAAAGCCUGGAGGCGGAUCCAAACUCAAAUGGUUUGGAAGUGUUCAGCAAAGAGGAACAGUUUUAGCUCUCACUUGUGUUCAGGCAGUAGUUUGCACUGUUUGGAUUAUCUCUGCCUCACCAACCCCACAUGCAAACACCAGAUACCACAAUGACAAGAUCAUUUAUGAAUGUGUCGUUGGCUCCACAAUUGGAUUUGCAGUCCUGUUGGGCUACAUAAGCCUACUGGCUAUCAUAAGUUUUCUGCUUGCAUUUCUGGCUAGGAAUCUUCCAGACAACUUUAAUGAAGCCAAAUUCAUCACUUUCAGUAUGCUAAUUUUUUGUGCUGUGUGGGUGGCCUUUGUUCCUGCCUAUGUUAACUCUCCAGGUAAAUAUGCUGAUGCAGUGGAGGUGUUUGCCAUAUUGGCCUCCAGUUUUGGCCUCCUUGUGGCGCUGUUUGGACCUAAAUGUUACAUAAUCCUACUGAAGCCAGAAAAGAAUACAAGGAAAGCUAUAAUGGGCAGAGACAUAAAAAGAUAAAAUGAAUAAUCAAUGACACGUCCA
This is a messenger RNA of Oryzias latipes (Japanese medaka), 2580 nucleotides long. The record is from RefSeq and is a predicted model, not a curated record. Lineage: Eukaryota; Metazoa; Chordata; Actinopteri; Beloniformes; Adrianichthyidae.